Humulus lupulus (European hop) is the source of this 1376-nucleotide messenger RNA. RefSeq names its product xyloglucan endotransglucosylase/hydrolase 2. The transcript is spliced from 3 exons. Gene Ontology annotation, cellular component: cell wall; apoplast. Gene Ontology annotation, molecular function: hydrolase activity, hydrolyzing O-glycosyl compounds; xyloglucan:xyloglucosyl transferase activity. Bases 285 to 1133 code for a protein of 282 amino acids. The record is from RefSeq and is a predicted model, not a curated record. NCBI's taxonomy places the organism in Eukaryota, Viridiplantae, Streptophyta, Magnoliopsida, Rosales, Cannabaceae. Gene Ontology annotation, biological process: cell wall biogenesis; xyloglucan metabolic process.
AAAUUUGAAAUAAAAAUCUAAAAAUGCCAAUGCCCAAACAAAAGUUCCAGCUUUCCUGGUGUUCAUAGCUGGCACCAGCUUGGGCUCCUAGUUAUUGCUCACGCGUCCCCCUAACUCUCUCCAUACCCUAUUGCUUUGCUUUAAUAUCUCUUUCACUAAAGUUCAAAAUACACUUCUCAUUCUCUUUCUCUCUAUAUAUAUAUAUAUAGCUCACUCCUUAACCCUCUUACACUCACUCUCAUACCAAUCAAAUUCUCUAUUCUCUCUUGUGAACUCUUUCUGAAAUGGGGUUUUCAAAUGGGCUUUCUAUGAUUGUUGUUCUUCUUGGUUUAGCAUUGAGCUCUUUGGUUUCUGUGGUCUCUGGUAACUUUAACCAAGAUUUUGACAUAACUUGGGGUGACAAUAGGGCCAAAGUGUUCAAACAAGGCCAGCUUCUUUCUCUUUCUCUGGAUAGAGUCUCUGGCUCUGGUUUUGUGUCCAAGAAAGAGUAUAUGUUUGGCAGAAUUGAUAUGCAGCUCAAGCUUGUAGCUGGAAACUCUGCUGGAACUGUCACUGCCUAUUAUCUUUCUUCUCAAGGGCCUACUCAUGAUGAAAUUGAUUUUGAGUUCUUGGGAAAUGUUACUGGUGAACCUUACAUAUUACACACCAAUGUGUUCACUCAAGGCAAGGGAAACAGAGAACAACAAUUCUAUCUCUGGUUUGACCCCACAAGAAACUUCCACACUUACUCAGUUAUCUGGAAACCCCAACACAUUAUUUUCUUGGUUGACAAUACUCCCAUAAGGGUGUUCAAAAAUGCUGAAGCAGUUGGUGUUCCUUUCCCCAAGACUCAACCUAUGAAGAUUUACUCAAGCCUUUGGAAUGCUGAUGACUGGGCCACAAGAGGAGGAUUGGUCAAAACUGAUUGGUCAAAGGCACCCUUUACAGCAUACUACAGAAACUUCAGUUUCAAGGACUUGAAAUCUUCCAACUCGUUAAUGGCUGACUCUACUUGGCAAACCAAUGGGCUUGAUGGCCCUGGUAGGAGAAGACUCAGAUGGGUUCAGAAGUACUUCAUGAUUUACAACUACUGUUCUGAUCUAAAACGUUUCCCACAAGGUUUUCCUCCUGAGUGCAGACAAUCAAGGUUUUAGAAAAGAACUCACUAGUCUUUGUGGUGGUUUUGGCUAUGAAUUGAUGAGGUUGUACUAUAGGAUAUGACUGUUUGGUGGUAAUUCUUUGUUUCUUGUUGUUCUGUUCAAUUCUGUUCUGUAUAAAAGAAUGCUUUUUUUUUGUUGCUUUAGCUUUAUGAUAAUGAUGAUGCCUUGAUCUUUGGGGUGUUCAAUAAAUUAAUUUCUUUUUUUGUUAUAAAUAAAAUUUGUUUACAAUUGGGAUUA